AUGGUGGAACGCGUUGAGCGUGGGAGUGGCGUUCCCCGGAGUGGAGUGGAGGUGCGCUUUGAGUGGGUGAGCGCGUCCGCCAAGGUGCGAGUGGGGAAGAGGGGCCUGCCCACGCUGCCCAACCAGCUCUCGAAUUCUGUCGGCGCGGUGCUGAGGGAACUGCGGCUACUCAAGGACCAGCGCCGCCUCUUCUUCGCUCUUGACGGCUGCUCUGGCAUCCUCAAGCCUGGCAGGAUGACGCUGCUGCUGGGGCCGCCAGGCAGCAGCAAGUCAACGCUUCUGAGGAUCCUGGCAGGGAAGGCGGAGAGGGAGCUGGGCGUGCAGGGCGAGGUGACGUACAACGGCCGCCCGGGCAGCCAGUUUGUGCUGCCGCGCUCCGUGGCGUUUGUGCCUCAGACGGACUCCCACAUCGGCGAGAUGACUGUCCGCGAGACCCUCGAGUUCUCCGCUCGCCUGCAGGGGCCCGGCCACCGGGCAGAACCCCCAUGCCCUCCUUUUCUUCCACCCUCCCUCCCUCCCUCCCUCCCUCCCUCACUCACUCCCUCCCUCCCUCCCUCCCUGCCUCCCUCUCUUGCUUCCUCCGCCCCUCCCCCUUGCUCUCCUUCCCUCCUUCCCUGGUGGUACUAUGCAGCUUAA
This is a messenger RNA of Closterium sp. Naga37s-1, 636 nucleotides long. NCBI's taxonomy places the organism in Eukaryota, Viridiplantae, Streptophyta, Zygnematophyceae, Desmidiales, Closteriaceae. The record is from the annotation of a GenBank genome assembly.